UGACAGAGAGAGCUGGCGCCGUCCUCGUUUGCUCUUUACGCGCUGGUGGGUGAAGAUGAAGAUGCUGAUUACGCGAACGUGGCCAGAUAACUAGAGAGGAGUGGAUUAAAGUUUCAAGAUGAGUAAGCGAUGACAUAAUGAUACGAGAAAAGAAAAAAAGUGAAAGCCGUCAUCCGAUUAGUUUUUGAGCGGCCGAGAAAGUCUUGCUUGUUGUGUUUUCUCGAGAGAACGCGAUUAGUGUUGUUUCCUUGCAUAGUUAUUUGUGCAUUUGGAUAGUUGACUCUUGUUGAGUUAGUUGAAUUGUUUCUUUUGUUUGCGGACGGAGAAGGCAAUUGCGACUUGUCUUACGGCAAGAUGGCGCACUGCAGGGUUCGAGUUCGUCCGUACAGCGCGCGACAGAUUGCCAGGGUCGGGCGGAGAGAUGAAUGUGUUGCGGGCGGGAUGAGGACGUACACGUCGCUGACGCGAGGAUCAACGCGGGCUGCUGUCUCUGGAUUUUCGAUGGUUGCAGGCAAGAGACCGGUGGUGAAGUCGCGAGCGAGGAUGGGCGAGAAGAAUGGUGUGAUGGUGAUGGGAUCCCGAGGGUUUAUUCUGACGCCGUUUAAGUGGAUUCUUGGAUUCUACGAGGGCAAGACGAAGAAAGAGGGCGAAGAGCCUACGUUUGAGAAUCGGUUUCAUCCGUGGGAUGAGUCGCCCGCGCCUGCGCUGCGGAACCGGGCGGCGGCGAUCAAGGAGAUGGCAAAGUGUCCAGUGACGGGGUUGUCGAUCGAAUUCACGUGUCCGAACUGCGGAAUUCCGACGCACCACGACGAGAAGAGCUGGGAGUCCGACAAGCAUCAUCACGAGGACGUGUGUGAGAAGCUGAUGCUCGGCAACAUUUACGAGCACGACAUCCGGUCCGGUCGGGAGUUUCCCGAGUUUGAUUUGCCGCCUGCGCAGACGAAUGAGGUGUUGGUGAAUUUCAUGAACUGGGAUAAUUUUCUGUACACGCGGGAUUUCCAUUCGAUGGACACGGAUUUCGAGCUCGCGAACGCGACGAAGGUGUUGACGUACCCGGUCACGAUCGCGAGUGUGAUGCAUCAGCAGUCGCCUCAUACGCUGGCGUCGAAGCGGUUGACGAUCGAGGGAUUGAAGACGCUCGCCGCCCUGAGAUAUACAUUAUUCCCCGCGACUCCUCACGCUCGAGCAGGAUCGAAUAUCGGAGGCGAGAGCGUGUACGAAGGCCAGCCUAUGCGGAUAUUCAUUCUCGGCGCGCGAUCGGAGGCGCAGUUGCCGGGCCAAGUGUGGAGACAGAUGCUGUUUGUGUUCAACCGGCCAAACAUGCACAUCCACUUCAUCGGCCCCGAGGCACUGUAUGAUCGCCGCAAGAAGCAGUAUGUUUACUCGCCUAGGGCGGUGCAUCACCGCGUUGCGCCGAAUCUUGCGGUCUCGUACCAUUCGGAUUAUUUCCAUGUUGUGCACGAGUCGCAGACGUUUACGCCGUACGAUCCCUACUACGAUGUAUUUUUCCUGUUCCACCCUGGCUUAGGUGCCCCCGAGGCGAUGGACCAGUGGGAAAAGUCGCUGCCGGCGCUGCUGGAGACCAAGUGCGGAGUGUUUGUGACUGGCUUCCACGAGGCGGAUUCGAAGCGGGACUGGGAGUGGGUGAACGAGAAGUUUGGCGAGGAGCUGGACGUGCUGUUGCAGCCCGGGCAUAACCCGUUCCAGAGCCAAAAGUGGGAGAUCAACGAUAUGCAGCCGGAUGACCCGUAUCAGGUCAAUCAGCAGAUCUUUGGCAUCCGCGGGAAGCGAUAUCCCGCGGUCUUCCAUAGUUACAGCACGUAGUUGAUAUUUACUUCAUAGUAGUUGUUGUUGUUGUUUUGAUUAUUUACAUAUUUUUGUAUUUUUCUCUAGUUGUUUGUGUACAUACGAGGUGUAUCUCCGCUUGUAACCUUUUGUAUAUAAGUUUAGGAAGAGAGAAAAUAACGUAUAGACAUCCGAACCCCAACCUGUCACUUUCAGUUUCUCCCAAUGUUUAUUUACUUUAUU
Molecule: messenger RNA, 2028 nt
Organism: Myxozyma melibiosi
Lineage: Eukaryota; Fungi; Ascomycota; Lipomycetes; Lipomycetales; Lipomycetaceae
Exons: 3
Coding region: 355-1824 (489 amino acids)
Biological process (GO): mitochondrial respiratory chain complex IV assembly
Source: RefSeq, a predicted model, not a curated record